This is a messenger RNA of Vairimorpha ceranae, 960 nucleotides long. Its product is annotated as proliferating cell nuclear antigen. The transcript has a single exon. Gene Ontology annotation, molecular function: DNA polymerase processivity factor activity; DNA binding. Lineage: Eukaryota; Fungi; Microsporidia; Nosematidae. Gene Ontology annotation, biological process: regulation of DNA replication; leading strand elongation. The record is from RefSeq and is a predicted model, not a curated record. Bases 1 to 960 code for a protein of 319 amino acids. Gene Ontology annotation, cellular component: PCNA complex.
AUGUUUGAACUAGAAAUUUCGCAUCAGCCUGUUCAAAAAAAAGAAGAAAGAAAUGAUUCUAAAAGCGUUAAAAAAAUGCCACAAAAUAUUUCAAGCGAUCAAGAAAAUAUGGAAGGCAACAAGUAUAAUGCAGAUACCCAUGCACCAGAAACUUUACAAUAUUCCGCAUCUAUUGAUGACCAUAAGAUUGAUAAUACUGUUGUAUUUCCUGGUGGUAAAAUAGGUCUUCUUCGCAAAACAUUUGAAAGUAUUGCCGAAAUUGUUGAUCACGUUGAAAUAAAAGCACGUUCAGAAGGAUUAGAAAUGCAAGUUAUGGAUUCAAUACGUGUAGUUUUUAUUGACAUUUUUCUUAGCAAAAAUUUAUUUGAUAAAUAUAGAUGUGAUAGGAAUAUUACAUUUGCCAUUAAAGUAAAAGAUCUUAUUACUAUUCUAAAAGAUCUAAAUUUUCCACCCGAUUCAAGUUUACAUUUAUCUUGUGAUGAUAAUCCUGAAUCGUUAAUAAUUUGUUAUAAAUAUCCUCAGUAUGUUUUAAAUUGGGAAUUAAGCUUGUAUUCGUUUGAUAACGAAGUGUUUGAACUACCUGAGUUUGAAUUUCAAGCGGAAGUUACGAUGUAUGCUAAACAAUUUAUGGUUCUACCUAAGCUUAUUGGAAUAUUUGGGGAGUUUAUUACUAUCGAAGCAUCUAAGAAUACUAUUACAUUUAAACAAAAAGGAGAUACAACAUCUUCUGCUAUGAACUUACAUGAUAGUGAAGACAAUGAUAUAGAAAUUAAUGUUUUGACAAAUCAAAAAAAAGAAAUGGCGAUGAAAUAUAUUGGGAUUUGUGCUAAAGUAGCUGGUCUUUGUUCUAAGAUCAAGUUACAUAUGGGAGAUGAUACACCUAUUUUUUUCGAUUUUAAUUUAUAUGAUUUAGGUCACAUUAGGUACUAUAUUGCCCCAAAAACAGAAAGUGAAUAUUAA